Messenger RNA from Closterium sp. Yama58-4, 1197 nucleotides. The record is from the annotation of a GenBank genome assembly. NCBI's taxonomy places the organism in Eukaryota, Viridiplantae, Streptophyta, Zygnematophyceae, Desmidiales, Closteriaceae.
AUGGACGGCAGCAACGUGGUGGCCAUGGAGGAUCCUGCUAACCCUCCUGGCACGUACGAUCUCGAAGGGACGUCUGCUGCGAACGCUGCAUCGUGGAUCGUCGGAUCGCCGUCAAUCUCGAGUGCUGGCGGCAAGGUCACGAUGAAGUUUACCAAGAACAAGGGGGAUGGUGCAUCUGUGAAGGUGAAUGCUAAUGGCAACAACAAUAUUGUGUGGGCGUAUGGCGAUGGCACUGCUGUUUCCACACAUACCAACCGCGGAAAUGUGGUUGUGAAUUUUGCAUCUCUGAGCUCCCCCACUCAGCCUCAACCCGUGCCACGCUUGCAACGAUCGCCGUGCGACGUCGGCGACCAUCGUCCAGGUCGCUGCGACUUCAUUGCGACGACCAUCAUGGUUGUGUUUGUCUUGUCGCCGCCGCGACAGCGCCUCGCCCUCCAACAAGCGCCGCUCUCGGCGCUCAUGCUGCUCCUCGCGAGCCUCUUCGCGGCGCACCUCGCGCCUCGCGCGGCGGCUGAACGGCCCUUUCCCGGACCCCCCGCUGUAUUCACAUCUGCUGACUCGCUGAGCUCCUCCCCGGCGCCCGUUACAGGCACGCCGUCGUUUGUCACGCACGUGCGGCGACAGCUACUGUUCGAACGGUACAGCUGCGGCCGCUCGCCGCUCAAGGGAUACACGUCAUCGAAGCGACUCGCCUCUGGCCUCGUUCUCCACUGGAAGGCCACGAGCGGGCGCAAGAUCAAAGUCGCUGUGGUGGCCUCGGGGGCGGCUUUGGGGGGGUGGUUCGCAGUGGGGUGGUCACCCAAGGGGCGCAUGGACGGCAGCAACGUGGUUACAUUGGAGAAUUUCAACAGUACUAUUGGCACGUACGACCUCCAAGGGACAUCCGCUGCGAACAUUGCGUGGUGGUAUAUCGACUCGCCGACAAUCUCGGUUGUUGGCAGCCAGGUCACACUGGAGUUUACCAAGAACAAGGGGGAUGGUGCAUCUGUGAAGGUGAAUGCUAAUGGCAACAACAAUAUUGUGUGGGCGUAUGGCGAUGGCACUGCAGUUUCCACACAUACCAACCGUGGGAAUGCGGUUGUAAAUUUUGCAUGCCACCCACCUGCGGUCCGCCUGGCAGCGAACUGUGGUCGGUCAUUUGGCGACAAGAUGGUUCUGGAACUUCAAUGUAACUUUGCUCUCAUCGCGAUCGCGUAA